AUGUCGAAGAAGGAAGGCGGGCCGAGCGAGGGCUCCCCGCAGGCCAGCGGGGUGACCGUCAGCGACGUCCAGGAGCUGAUACGGCGCAAGGAGGAGAUCGAAGCGCAGAUCAAGGCCAAUUACGGGGUUCUGGAGAGCCUAAAAGGCGUUGGGAUGAACGAGCCACUGGUGGACUGUGAGGGCUACCCCCGGUCCGACGUGGACCUGUACCAAGUUCGAACCGCCAGGCACAACAUCGUCUGCUUGCAGAAUGAUCACAAGGCGGUGAUGAAGCAGGUGGAGGAGGCCCUGCACCAGCUGCACGCUCGGGACAAGGAGAAACAGGCCCGGGACAUGGCCGAGGCCCAGGAAGAGGCCAUGAGCCAGAGCGAGGGCCCCGGCACCCCUCAGGCCUUCGCCAGAGUGAACAGCAUCAGCCCCGGCUCCCCCGCCAGCAUUGCGGGUCUGCAAGCAGGUGAUGAGAUUGUGGAGUUUGGCUCUGUAAACACCCAAAACUUCCAGUCGCUGCAAAAUAUUGGCAGUCUGGUGCAGCACAGCGAGGGGAAGCCCCUGAAUGUGACAGUGCUCCGCAGAGGAGAGAAGCACCGGCUUAGACUUGUCCCAAUGCACUGGACGGGCAAAGGACUGCUGGGCUGCCACAUCAUUCCUCUGCAGCGUUGAUUGUCCCUGCAGAACGGUGACAUGAAGGCAUAUUCUGUUGCCCUGGACUUGGGUCUAGGGGCCAUUUCUCCCUUCUCUCCUCUCCCUGAAUUUCAAGGAUCUGGAAGAGGCUGGAAGCCUGGACUUCUGGAUGGUGGAAGCGCUGUGAUCUCCUGGGAUCAAGGCGUUAUUAGAAACUCUGUCGUGGACAGGAGGGUGGGAGUUAUUCUGACAGGUGCUGGCAUGACUUUAUUCUUUUAGGAAUAUUUCCCCCCCAAAAUAAACAGUUUUAUAGUGCUGA
Molecule: messenger RNA, 940 nt
Organism: Miniopterus natalensis
Lineage: Eukaryota; Metazoa; Chordata; Mammalia; Chiroptera; Miniopteridae
Gene: PSMD9
Product: proteasome 26S subunit, non-ATPase 9
Biological process (GO): proteasome regulatory particle assembly
Cellular component (GO): cytoplasm; nucleus
Molecular function (GO): protein binding
Source: RefSeq, a predicted model, not a curated record